Molecule: messenger RNA, 687 nt
Organism: Uncinocarpus reesii 1704
Lineage: Eukaryota; Fungi; Ascomycota; Eurotiomycetes; Onygenales; Onygenaceae
Exons: 3
Coding region: 1-687 (228 amino acids)
Biological process (GO): endoplasmic reticulum to Golgi vesicle-mediated transport; Golgi organization; intracellular protein transport
Cellular component (GO): endoplasmic reticulum-Golgi intermediate compartment; Golgi apparatus; endoplasmic reticulum
Source: RefSeq, a predicted model, not a curated record
AUGGCGUUGUCACGGUCGCAGCCAUCGUGGCUGUCGACGCUCUUCACUCUCACAGCUAUCCUCAUGCUGGCCACACCUUCGCACGCACUCUACUUCUACAUAUUUGGCCGCGAACCCAAAUGCUUUUAUGAGGAGCUACCGCGUGGAACAUUAGUCGUUGGCACAUACAAAGCUGAAUCCUAUGACGACAAGUCCACUACCUACAUCUCCAAUCCCAAUCUUGGUAUCACAAUCACAGUCGAAGAGACAUUUGACAAUGACCACCGUGUCGUAUCCCAACGGGGCACCGACCAGGGCCGAUUUACCUUCUCCGCCGCGGACUCUGGCCAGCACAGAAUUUGCUACACUCCUGAACAUGGAUCAAACGGUGGAUGGUUCUCUACUAGUGGGGCAGUGAAGCUCACGGUUGAUAUCACAACUGGCGAAUCAAGCAAGUUGGAAACCGAAGAUAAAGGCAAGAUGGAGGAUUUGGCGGCGCGUGUCAAGACACUCAAUGCCCGAAUGCAGGAUAUUCGCCGUGAACAAGUUUUCCAGAGAGAACGAGAAGCCUUGUUUCGUGAUCAAUCCGAAGCGACCAACUCCCGCGUCGUGCGCUGGGCACUUAUUCAACUCGCCGUACUAUCCGUAACUUGCGUCUGGCAACUGUCCCAUCUUCGAUCAUUCUUCAUUAAACAAAAGCUUACAUGA